AUGACUUCUUGCUACGGUUCGUUCUACCUCAAUAUCGACUACACCAGCGAAGUGGAUGGCUGCUACGAGGACACCACCACGAGCAUAAACGACUUGGACGGGUACUUCCUGGACGGCGUGGAGGCUGGAGGAUCAUCGGUGUUUGUCUGGGUGGUCGCCAACGUGUACGACAUGGACGUGGAAGAAGGCAUUUUUGAUGCAGCCACAACAUGUAAAGAUGCCUACGAGGAGGACGCGACUACGUUGCACCCGGUGGAGGUGAUCCAGUGGAACUGCUACAGCACGGCAGAUGAAGACUACACCAGAUUGGACGAGAUAGAAAUCACCUGCAGCUGCGGCACCGUCGCGGGCCUCACUUCCUCUCCUGUGUACUCUCCGAUCGCCACGCCCGAGCCAACCCCUGCUCCUGUAUCUCCUCCGAUUGCCAUGCCCGAGCCUACUCCUGCUCCCGUCGAGCCUACCCCCCUUACCCCCGCUCCCAUCACCCCAACCCCAGCUCCUGUGUCCCCUCCGAUCGCUACGCCCGAGCCUACGCCUGCUCCCGUCGAGCCUACCCCCCGUACCCCCGUUCCCAUCACGCCCACCACAAUACCUUUUCCUACCCCUGCUCCCGCCGAGCCUACGACCCCUCUCACUCCCGCCCCCAUCGCCCUCGCCCCCCCAGCUCCUGCAUCCCCUCCUACCACCACGCCUUCUCCUGCACCUGGUGACCAAGCCAACGCGCUCACUGCCGCUCCCAUCGUCCUCUACGCGCCAGACCCUGUCGCCUCUCCGACUGCCACGCCUUUUCCUACCACUGCUCUCACCGAGUCUACUUCCCCCUUCACCCCAUCACCACUCCCUGAUAUCACCACUACUCCGGCCACGGUGGCUUCAUCUGGCGGUGGAUUCGGUGGUGGGCUGGUCGUAGGGGCGAUCGCGAUCUUAAUCCUGCUGUUCAAGACCGGCCGUCUAAAGCAUUGCAGGAAUGGCAACUCACACGGCCCGUCACCGGGGGUGGGCCAAAUACCUGCUGCUGCCGGUCCUUCUGCCAUGGAAAGUGCCAGGCGGGGCAUGCAGCUUCCGGCCGCAAUCCAGUACCCUGAGGCUCUGCGCGCAUAG
Molecule: messenger RNA, 1101 nt
Organism: Ectocarpus sp. CCAP 1310/34
Lineage: Eukaryota; Phaeophyceae; Ectocarpales; Ectocarpaceae
Source: the annotation of a GenBank genome assembly